UUUUGGAUACACCGUGCGUGUGGAUGUACCUGCAAGGGCGUUUACAAUAAUCCCUUAUAUGUGUAUUCGUAAUUAGGAAUAUAUAAGUUUCGUUAUUUUCGUAUAGAAAUGGCAAGCAUAGGACUGGUCGUUGGCGCGCCGAAUUCAGAAGAAAGGGCUGUUUUCACGCAGCUGAAACCCGUCCGGAUGUCUUGCGUGGAUGGGCCGGAGGACUCUUCAGUGUUUGAGGACGUCAAACCCGCAGUGAGUCUAGCACCAAACGCUGUUGAAAUGGCGCAGACGCGGAUGGAAAUGGAUAAAUAUUUGCCCCAAAGUGGCCUACUGCUAUCUCCAAACAUAACUGAUAAGAAGUAUCGUCGAGAAAGUGCCUCUGUUGUGGACGAAUAUUUUGCUGAUGAGAAACCUGCCCCUUACAGUCUCAACAUAAACGUUAUCCUACCCAAUACCACACACCUUCGCACAGGCCUGUACCGACCAAACAAGCCUUCGGUGCAUCAGAUCAAAACUGAGCCAGGUGUGGAAGAACCCUGUGGAAUUCAGUCACUUCCCGAAUUUACCUCCGUCUUCAAUGUGCCCCAGACGGUCAACAGCCUCUUCAUCAAACCUGACAUGACCGUCACAGACGAGCUCCAUAUUGGCCCUCAGCAGCCAUCAGUCUAUCAGAUGCCCAUCAGUAGUAGCGACCUAACCACAAUGACCUUCUCCCAGAGUCAGGCUAUGAAUGGAGUUGGUGCGUCGGACAGGACGAUGCUCAACCUGAACAAUGUGGCAUUGACAACACAUUCUGGAGAAUUUGUCAUGCCUGAAUCAUUCUACACUUCUCCCCAGCCCCAUAGUUUGCCUCCAUCACCCCCCAACUCCCAGCCUGGCAGUCCGGAGGACCAGGCAGAGCUUAUUACCACUGUUCUCCCUCCCCCUCCGUACCAGGCUAGAAUCGGAAUGAAGGUUGGACAGAUGACCUCUCAUUCCAUGCUAAUGGCCCAUGGUCAGGGUGUACUCACUGGGCCCAGAUACAACCGACGGAGCAACCCCGAGCUGGAGAAGAGACGGAUCCAUCACUGUGACUUCCCAGGAUGCUCCAAAGUUUACACAAAGAGCUCUCACUUGAAAGCACACCAAAGGACUCAUACAGGUGAGAAGCCAUACCGGUGCAGCUGGGAAGGAUGCGACUGGCGUUUCGCCCGUUCCGAUGAACUGACACGGCAUUACCGCAAACACACUGGUGCAAAACCCUUCAAAUGCAUCGCUUGCAGUCGCUGCUUCUCUCGCUCAGACCACCUGGCGCUGCAUAUGAAGCGCCACCAAAACUAAUGGACUUCACAUCCAUACAUUUUCAAGUUUUAUAAUGAUUUUAUUCUUAUAAAUAGUUCCCAUUUAUUGACAAAUGCAGAACAAAUGACUAUGUUCAUAAAAACUUUGCCAAUUACAAACCAGCACUCACAUACCACAUCGAUUGUCUUGAAGAGGACAUGACAUCAUUAAAACAUCACGGCAAAGAGCCUAACUAGGUUGUAUAGUACUGUACAUAUGUUUGUAUGUGUCUGUAAUGUAAAAGAAUGUCUUGAAUUUUAUACUUGACCUCCCUUUUCUGACUAAAAUUUGAAAGUACAUUUUGUUCCGUUGGGAACAAAAAUGUCUUCCGAAUAACUUGAAAUGCAAUCUUUGAAUUAAUGGUUAUUGUUAAUUGGUUAUUUCUAGAUGACAGUAACGCUGUAUAAUAUUUAUAUGUAAUUCCCUUCCCAACCUUCAACAAAAAUCUCAAGUUUUUUGCGUUUGGGUUACGAUACAAAAUUGAGCGACCAUAAUGUUUGCUUUUCUCAUAGUCCAGUAUCCAUGGAAACAUAUCUUUAUGGGACUGUGUAAAAAGUAUCGCUCAGAUCAGUUGACUGUGACAGUUUAUAUGGCUGAUGUUUACAUUUAAAUGACAAAUUAGCUCACAAUUGCAUGUUGACAUCAACCGUUCAAAGGUAUGAACCCAUGUUUUAUUUGAUUGUGUGUGCCAAAUUGUACAUGAAUUUGAGAUGUAUUUAUUUGCAAGUGGAUUUUUCAUGAAAAACUACAAAAUAUGGAGCAUUUUCAUGUCAAAUUUUAAGUAGGUACCCUUCAAAAUAUUAUUAUUUUUUAAAUCUGUGAGGAAGAAGUACUUUUUUAACAAGUUCAUAAGAAAUUGUGGAAGACUUUGAAGCCUCUUAAUCCCUCACUUUCUCAAGAACAAAUGUAUUCUGUAUGGUCACACUGUAUGGAUGCAGUUGCCUUUUUAAUGCUGUUUGUAACCGGUGUGAGCAACCACGGUUUGUAAAAGUUCUCAAGUUCCCUCUGUUUGUGUCCUUCACUUAUUAAGGGACCUCUGUUGGAUCAAACGAUACUGUAUAUACUGUAGUUAAAAACUGUGUAAAUAUUUUUUCCUCUUUGAAGCUGAUUUUAUUAUGAACAAAUGGGAUUUUAUUAAGCUUGUCUUGAAUGUGGGUGAAUUGAGUUUGUAGAUCGUUCAUUGUUGCAAAAAGUGAUGAUCCGGUUAACAUGUUGUAUUUUCAUUCUUGAGUUCAACUAAUUUUGAAAAUAAAACGAGUAAUCGCAUUUUGUCCUAGAUACUUUAAUAGUGAUGUUGUCUU
This is a messenger RNA of Xyrauchen texanus (razorback sucker), 2612 nucleotides long. It is a transcript of the gene klf5l, whose product is annotated as Kruppel-like factor 5 like. The record is from RefSeq and is a predicted model, not a curated record. Bases 109 to 1311 code for a protein of 400 amino acids. Gene Ontology annotation, molecular function: RNA polymerase II cis-regulatory region sequence-specific DNA binding; DNA-binding transcription factor activity, RNA polymerase II-specific. The transcript has 4 exons. Gene Ontology annotation, biological process: regulation of transcription by RNA polymerase II. NCBI's taxonomy places the organism in Eukaryota, Metazoa, Chordata, Actinopteri, Cypriniformes, Catostomidae.